AUGGCAGCCCCUGCCCCCGAAUACCUGCGCUUUACAUCUCACAAAUCCUUAACUCACCGCCUUGUCCUCUCGACAUUGACUGGCCGGCCUGUAGCCAUCUCCAACAUCCGGUCUUCUUCACCAACCAACCCAGGUCUCGCGCCACAUGAGAUUUCCUUUCUCCGGCUCCUAGACAGCAUCACCAAUGGCACAACAAUGCAGAUCUCGUACACGGGUACAAAACUCAUAUACAAUCCCGGAUUGAUAACGGGCAGCAUAUCAACUGGGGGCUCAGAUGUGGUGAAGUGCGUCUUGCCAGAUACCUGCCGGCGCGGCGUGAGCUGGUUCCUUCUGCCUCUUUGCAUGCUGGCACCGUUCUCGAAAGCACCGAUAAACGUACGAUUUGAAGGGGAGGGUGUCAUAACCAGUGCCACUGAGACCGGCGACGUGAGCGUCGAUACACUACGAACCGCUAUCCUGCCUCUAUACGAGACCUUCGGCGUCAUGGCCAGCAAACUCGAGCUCCGGGUCCUACAGCGAUCAUGUACAGGCGCAGGAGGCAAAGGUGGUGGAGGCAUAGUCGAGCUACGAUUUGGAAGCCAGAUCAGAUUACCCAAGACGCUGCAUAUGAACCGAAGUCCAGGGCGUGUAAAGAGGGUACGGGGAGUCGCAUACUGCACUGGUGUUUCUGCGAGUAAUAACGCAAGAAUGAUUCAUGCCGCAAGAGGUGUGCUAAAUCCGCUGGUCAGUGACAUACAUGUGGCUGCUCAGUAUGACCAGGCGCCGUUAGUGUCGAGUGGUGAUCGCUCGAAUCCUGGCGGAAAGAAGAGGACGGGAAUUGGAUUUGGAUUAAGCCUGAUUGCGGAGACGAGCGCACAGGGUGUCAUAUAUUCGGCGGAUGUUCCUGCGCCCAGCGAGGGAGGUGUUACGCCAGAGGACGUGGGUAAGCAAUGUGCCUACCAGUUGCUGGAGGUUAUUUCACAAGGAGGCUGCUUCACGAGAGUCGGAGCGCCGACAAUACUGACGCUGAUGGCUAUGGGUUCUGAAGACGUGGGUAGAGUCAGGCUGGGGAGGGACGUCGUGGGAACUGAAGACUUUGUAGGACUGGGAAGGGACUUGAAGAAGUUUGGUGCGAGUAGUUGGGGCUUGAGGGAUGCUGAAGAGGAUGAGACUGGGGAUAUAAUUGUAAGUAUCAAAGGAGCUGGCGUAGGGAAUGUAGGCAGGAAGAUAACAUAA
This is a messenger RNA of Cadophora gregata, 1215 nucleotides long. RefSeq lists its product as uncharacterized. NCBI's taxonomy places the organism in Eukaryota, Fungi, Ascomycota, Leotiomycetes, Helotiales, Ploettnerulaceae. Gene Ontology annotation, cellular component: nucleolus. The record is from RefSeq and is a predicted model, not a curated record. The transcript has a single exon. The coding region runs from base 1 to 1215 and encodes 404 amino acids. Gene Ontology annotation, biological process: endonucleolytic cleavage of tricistronic rRNA transcript (SSU-rRNA, 5.8S rRNA, LSU-rRNA); ribosome biogenesis. Gene Ontology annotation, molecular function: RNA endonuclease activity.